Macroventuria anomochaeta is the source of this 2208-nucleotide messenger RNA. RefSeq lists its product as uncharacterized. Gene Ontology annotation, biological process: regulation of transcription by RNA polymerase II. NCBI's taxonomy places the organism in Eukaryota, Fungi, Ascomycota, Dothideomycetes, Pleosporales, Didymellaceae. The transcript is spliced from 4 exons. Gene Ontology annotation, molecular function: DNA-binding transcription factor activity, RNA polymerase II-specific; RNA polymerase II cis-regulatory region sequence-specific DNA binding. Bases 1 to 2208 code for a protein of 735 amino acids. The record is from RefSeq and is a predicted model, not a curated record.
AUGCCAAAAGGCGGCGGACGUUUCUCGAAGGAGGUGGUGCAAAUACUAAGAAACUGGCUUAACUCUCACAAGGCGCGGCCGUAUCCUACAAACGAGGAGAUGGAGAUGCUGCAGCAACGGACUGGACUAAACAAGACCCAAAUUUUGAACUGGUUCGCCAACGCUCGAAGGCGCGGCAAGCUACCAAAGGCACCGUCCUCGCACUCGUCGCCCAUCACCUCGAGUAGACCAGUCGACAUCGCUCCAAGACCUGAUACUCCGGCUCCAAUGCGAAAUAUGUGCUCCAUGAAUCCAAUGGAAAGAUGGCAAUCUUCGCCACCGGAACACGAGCCAGCUGCCGCCUCAGCUAUCGCCCGUGCAGUCGAGUCAAACGGAGGUGUACCAUUGAUUGAUGGUAGUCAGUGCUCUUUUGACUACAGAGACAAUGCCGCGCAAUCGUGGUACAAUACAUCCUCAGCGAGCAGUGGUGGGACUUCAGCAUCCAGCGAAUUCUCAGCCGCUUCAAAGCGCUCUACUCCCUCGAGAUCUGCAGAACCUGUUGCGUACUCUCGCCCACUCCGCAAGCGACGAGUCAACAAGCAGCGUGCGCGCGUUCGACGGACAUCCCUGAUAAGCUCUCUGCUACCAUACCAGUGUACCUUCUGCACCGAAGACUUCAAUACUAAACACGAUUGGCAACGUCAUGAGAAAUCUUUACACCUUCCAAUUGAGCAAUGGAUUUGUACCCUACAUGGCCCCGAGGCUUUGAAACUGGACACUGGAUGUAUGUGCUGUGUAUUCUGCGGGGAGCCUGAGCCAGACGAUGCACAUCUCGAGACCCAUAACUACCAGCCUUGUCGCGAGCGGACACUUGAGGAGCGCACAUUCAACAGAAAAGAUCAUCUGAACCAGCACCUACGAUUAGUUCACAAUGUCCGGUUUGACAAGUGGUCAAUGAGCUCGUGGAAAGUGUCAAUGUCUAGCAUAAAGUCCAGAUGUGGCUUUUGUGGGCUCAAGAUCGAUACCUGGGAGGAGCGCAUCGACCACCUUGCAGGGCACUACAAAGAGGGCAAAAAUAUAGCAUGCUGGCAAGGUGAUUGGGGCUUGGAUGACCGUCAUCUAAGACUACUCGAGAAUGCUAUUCCGCCAUACCUGAUCGAUUACGAGCGAAGUACACCAGCUCCUUUUGGUGCAAGCAAGACCCCAUACGGGUCUCCCACCACAGCCUACGAGCUGAUCAAGAUUGAGUUGGAUCACUCCGUGCAAACACAUUUUGACCUGUUUGGCAUGAUGCCCGAUAAUGCUAGCAUGCAACUUGAGGCUUGCCGUAUAAUCUUCGCGUCCGAAGCCCUAUCCACUGUGCAGGAUGCGCGCCCUUCGUCGUGGUUGCGCGACUUGAUCAUGUCCAGCGAACAAGUCACAAAGGAAGCCAAGUUUGGGCCUCUCAGACUGCGUAACGAGUGUAGGUUCUCGACUCUCAAGAUCAACGGGCGAGAUAACAUAUUUGAGCUUUGUCCGCUCGAGAACCAGCUCUGGACAUUCGUCAGAGCUAAAGAAGCUAUUGGGGUUGCUUUAACAGACGAUAAGCUUCAAGAGGAGGCAAGUAAAAUCAUCGCCUAUAUGGAUCAGAUAUCCAAGACACCAUCUGAUGGGUUUGCAAACUGGCUGGUCAAGCUCAUAUAUGCAAACACGGACUGGCUCCAAAGCUUCAGAGUACGUGCCUGUUCCACUCAGUCUGGGCCUGUACCGGACUCAGGACCACAGGACGCAGGACUAAUAUUAGCCUAUCACUCUGCUCCGGUACUGCGGCCUCUUCCUUUACGAAUGGAGUCAAUACCUCCUCCUCCUGAGACAAAUCUUCCCAAUGUACAUAUAGAUCCAGCAACCUACCACCUGGGCCGGGGUCUGGAUACGCCGCAGGAUGAAGCCAACCUGUUCCCCCCAGCGUCAAGGAUGUUCAUCAACAGUGCCAACUUCUUCUCGUGGCUUGUCCGCGACCUUGCUCGUUGGGUGGCAGCAACCAUGUCUCCGAACAAUCCGAACUGUCACGUUCCGACUGAUGAGGAGCUUCAGCAUCAAGCCCGUUGUAUUGUUUACGAUGACGACGAUCCUUGGAACCAGACUGCAGCAGACAAUGCGCAAUGGCUGCGGCAGUUCAAACAAGACGUUGGCAUCCUCGACAAACCCAAAGAUCCCAACGAAGCGAACCUGAGCGGCCUGUACAUAUGA